Teleopsis dalmanni is the source of this 534-nucleotide messenger RNA. Its product is annotated as gamma-aminobutyric acid type B receptor subunit 2-like. The transcript has 5 exons. The coding region runs from base 1 to 534 and encodes 177 amino acids. Lineage: Eukaryota; Metazoa; Arthropoda; Insecta; Diptera; Diopsidae. The record is from RefSeq and is a predicted model, not a curated record. Gene Ontology annotation, cellular component: membrane; G protein-coupled receptor heterodimeric complex. Gene Ontology annotation, molecular function: G protein-coupled GABA receptor activity. Gene Ontology annotation, biological process: gamma-aminobutyric acid signaling pathway; G protein-coupled receptor signaling pathway.
AUGAAUCAAAGUGCUUUAGACACUAACUCGCAUUUGAUCAAGAAAACAAGCAGAAGCAUGAAAACUUUGGUGGUAAUUGCACUUCUCAUAUUCACUUGGAAUGAAAUAUAUGCUCGUACUGCAAAACGUUCUGAUGUCUACAUAGCAGGAUUUUUCCCAUAUGGCGAUGGAGUUGAGAAUUCAGAAACUGGACGUGGUGUUAUGCCAAGUGUUAAAUUGGCUUUAUCGCAUGUAAAUGAGCAUCCAAGAAUAUUAACUAAUUAUCGUUUACAUAUGUGGUGGAAUGAUACAGAGUGCAAUGCUGCGGUGGGUGUAAAAUCAUUUUUUGAUAUGAUGCACUCAGGUCCCAAUAAACUUAUGUUAUUUGGUGCAGCUUGCACCCAUGUAACUGAUCCGAUUGCGAAGGCUAGUAAACAUUGGCAUCUGACACAGCUUUCAUACGCAGAUACGCAUCCUAUGUUUACGAAGGAUGCAUUUCCUAAUUUUUUUCGUGUACUGGAGUCAAGUUUACGAAUCGUUCUUAAGAAAAAGUAA